Molecule: messenger RNA, 1821 nt
Organism: Aureobasidium melanogenum CBS 110374
Lineage: Eukaryota; Fungi; Ascomycota; Dothideomycetes; Dothideales; Saccotheciaceae
Exons: 3
Coding region: 1-1821 (606 amino acids)
Biological process (GO): positive regulation of transcription by RNA polymerase II
Cellular component (GO): nucleus
Molecular function (GO): transcription cis-regulatory region binding; zinc ion binding; DNA-binding transcription factor activity, RNA polymerase II-specific
Source: RefSeq, a predicted model, not a curated record
AUGCGGCCAGUUGCAAGGCCGCGAUCUCGAGACGGUUGCUGGACAUGUCGACUGAGAAAAGUCAAGUGCGACGAGGUCGGGCCGAUCUGCGGGUGUUGCACCAAGUCGAAGAAAGAAUGCGUCUGGAGCAAGAGAUGGAAGUUCUCCGAUCUGAGUUCAGCUGUACGACGUAAUUACAAGAUCACCACUUAUUCCGGCAACCCAAGAUUUGGAGCUAGUACGCUGCUACGGUCACCUGCAGAACAUGCGCAUAUAAUGGAUGUAGAGGCGCCAAUGGAGGACAUAACACAAGAGACAACAUUCCUUGGCUGUCGACCGACGCUCAACAUCGUUCUCACGCCAAAUAGCUAUCCGCCACCAACCACAAAUGGGCGAGUCAUCAAACUAGACGGUUUCACGAUCUCGAAGCUGUACAACUCUGAUGACCCAGAUAUAGUUUGUCUUCGUGAAUUGGGCAACGCAUUCCUUUCCGUCAUGUCACUCAAGCCGUCUUUGGCUAAAGAAGCUGACGGUACUUCCAACUCCGCACCACAGAUUUCCUGCGACGUCCUGGAUUGCAGCACAGAGGAUGAUCAUUACUUCCAGUACUUUCAGAAUGUGGUUGCCCGAAAAUUGAUUCCACAUGAUAUAAGCGAUCAAGUAGACGGCAUCGAAGGUCCCGUGAAUGAGAUGAUAUCUCUCUCCAAGACUUGGAUCGCGCUACGCCAUGCGAUACGCGCUGUGAGCACAUUAUAUCUGGCAGUCGAUGGUCGGCCGGAUAUCCUGGCAGAAUCUUUCAACCACUACAGCAAGGCUAUUAGAGCCUGUAUUGGUGAGAGCAAUGACUCUUUUCCAACAUCACCGCUUGCAGUCUCGCUAUAUCUGCACUUCAUUCUUCUUCUCUUCGACAUGUGUUGUGCUUCACAGGAGUUCUUGCCGGAGAGACAAGUGUGGACUGCACAUAUCGAUCAGCUCGCGCGUCUAGCGUACCAAAUGGAUCCAAUUAAAGACUCUCAAGCCUCACUCCUAUGGUAUGCCCUGCAAAUAGAUCUGAACUCGUGUCUGGCGGGUGAUUCUGGAGCGGGUUCUCUUGUAAAAGCAUAUCAAUCGAGUGAAUGGCAAUCACCUUUCAGGUACAAACUACCGUGUUCUGCUACCAAGUCCGUAGACGGCACUUACGACGGAACCGCCUACGAUCACUGUCGAAGCAUCCAGAACCUGAUCCACGCCAAACUCGCCGACCUGAGCCAACUGGCGUCAGAGAUUCGUGCAGAAGUUGAGCGUGACCCCACGAGCAUUACCAAAGUUCAACAGCAGAUCGUUGAGUUUCGGGACCAGCUCCGACAAUGUUGGCAGCACAAAACAUGGAGGUUCUUCACUGUUGGCUUAGAGCGAGUGAAGCCUUCACUAAUCCUCAAGCUCAAGACUAUCUAUGACAGAAGCUGCAUCCAGUAUUCAACCGCGAUGUUGUAUCUCAGUAUCAGCAUGUAUGUGGGCCAGUACUGCCACACAUUUGCUUCCCAACACGCUGAUAUCACUCGACAUUCAAAGCGAAUAUUGGUUCUGGCAUCUGAAAUGGUCGAGACUGGCGAUGCUUGGUCAAGUCUCCUUGGCCUACCGGUCUUUCUAGCUGGAAUCGUAAGCCGCGAAAGUCGAGAUAUGGAUGCAUGUCGGGCUCUAUGCCAUGCGGUCAAGGCCAUGUGUCCUAUCUUCAAUAUUUCAAAAAUUGAGAAGGUAUUGGACAAAGGACACAGAAAGCAUAUAUGCCAGUCAGCAUACGGUAUCUGUCUAGGCGGAAUGGACUGGGCUUCACUUUGCAGAAGCUGUGGUAUGGCAAAUUAG